This is a messenger RNA of Populus nigra (black poplar), 1211 nucleotides long. Its product is annotated as polyubiquitin. Gene Ontology annotation, cellular component: cytoplasm; nucleus. The record is from RefSeq and is a predicted model, not a curated record. Gene Ontology annotation, molecular function: protein tag activity; ubiquitin protein ligase binding. Gene Ontology annotation, biological process: modification-dependent protein catabolic process; protein ubiquitination. The transcript has a single exon. Lineage: Eukaryota; Viridiplantae; Streptophyta; Magnoliopsida; Malpighiales; Salicaceae. The coding region runs from base 172 to 1089 and encodes 305 amino acids.
AGGCUUAACAACACGUGGACCAACCCCAUUAGCUCUUUCCAUCACCGCCUCUCCUUUGCCGUAACCAUCUGGGCUUCCUUCACUCCUAUAAAAAUCGGUCCGCGGACUCUUCUUCUCACACAAUUGCACCCUUACAAAUUCUUCUUUCUUUGAAUUUUCUAAAGAAAAAACAUGCAGAUCUUCGUGAAAACCCUCACCGGCAAGACCAUCACUCUGGAGGUGGAGAGCAGCGACACCAUCGACAACGUCAAGGCCAAGAUUCAAGACAAGGAAGGCAUCCCACCGGAUCAACAGCGUCUAAUCUUCGCUGGAAAGCAGCUCGAAGAUGGCCGAACUUUGGCCGAUUACAAUAUUCAGAAGGAGAGCACCCUCCAUCUUGUCCUCCGUCUCCGAGGAGGUAUGCAGAUAUUCGUCAAGACCUUGACCGGGAAGACCAUUACUCUCGAGGUCGAGAGCAGCGACACCAUCGACAACGUUAAGGCAAAAAUUCAAGACAAGGAAGGAAUCCCACCAGACCAACAACGUUUGAUCUUCGCUGGGAAACAACUUGAGGAUGGUCGGACUCUAGCUGAUUAUAAUAUUCAGAAGGAGUCGACCCUUCAUCUUGUGCUCAGGCUCCGUGGAGGGAUGCAGAUUUUUGUGAAGACCCUAACCGGAAAGACUAUUACGCUGGAGGUGGAGAGCAGCGACACCAUCGACAACGUCAAGGCGAAGAUUCAGGACAAGGAGGGGAUCCCACCAGAUCAGCAGAGGUUGAUUUUUGCUGGGAAGCAGCUGGAAGAUGGCAGGACUCUGGCGGAUUAUAAUAUUCAGAAGGAGUCAACCCUUCAUCUUGUGCUCAGGCUGCGUGGAGGGAUGCAGAUUUUUGUGAAGACAUUGACGGGGAAGACCAUUACUCUGGAGGUGGAGAGCAGUGACACCAUUGACAAUGUCAAGGCGAAGAUUCAGGACAAGGAGGGGAUCCCACCGGACCAGCAAAGGCUGAUCUUUGCUGGGAAGCAGUUGGAGGAUGGAAGGACUUUGGCUGAUUAUAAUAUCCAGAAAGAGUCCACUCUUCACCUUGUCUUACGCCUUCGCGGUGGCAUCUAAGGGUCUCUGGUUCUGCUCAAUGUUUUCUAUUAUGUCAUGUGUGAUUGGCCAUCUAAGGCCUUAAGAAUACUGUUUUUAAGUUUCCUAAUUAUUGAAUAAAAGUCUCAGCAAUUUCUGGUUCA